AAAUUUUGGCGGCUAGCCAUUUCACGUUUGAUCUUUACUCGUGUUAUAAGCUUACGUGUUUCCAUUCAGCCAGGCAAUUGUUCAGUGUCCAGUCACACCGUACCAACUAUUUAUUUGCUUUGUUUUUUUUUUUUGCUAGAAGAAUUUAAGCUUUUUUAGACUUUCAACAACAUCCCAUCGCAAUCAUAAAUGUCAUCAAUAGAUAAUACCCGAAUGGACAACUCUUCAUCCAAUGCAUCAAUAAUGGAGGUUGACGAAGAUGAAGAUGCCAUUCUUGACGCAGAAGACGUGUCUAGCUCGUCCUCUACUUCAUCACAAAUAGACACCAUCAAACAUUCUGCCCCACCGCUAGGACGAAGCGACUCCGGAUCGUCCGUCAGCUAUAUUGACUUGUCCAAGCUCUUGUUUGCCAGUGACUUUGACUUUGGCUUGAAUAUAGACCACAUGAGUGACUCCGCAUUGAAAAAGUUGAACAAUAUGAAACGUAAAACUCAACAAACCUUGACCAAGUACAACAAGAAACAAAAGAAGAACUUGGAGUUGGACAAGUUGCAAGAGAUUUUCAACCAGCGAUUGGCCAAGUUUGACGAGAGAAUUCACCGCAAUUUGCAGAGCUCCCUGACGGAAAAGCUAUUCUAUGCCGUGUCGAUAUUCAUUAUUGCCGCCGCUGGGUUCGUCAUUGGGAAGUAUCCUAUAUACUUUCCCCAUUUCCAUACGGCUAUCUUUGUGGUGUUGAUGCCAAUUAGAUUCUACACCUAUUUCAAACAAUCGUUCCAGUACUACUUGGCCGAUUUAUGUUAUUAUGUCAAUAUGUUGCUUAUGAUUUUCAUAUGGGUGUUCCCAAACUCCCCCAGAUUAUUUGUAUCCGUGUUUUCGUUAUCUUUGGGGACAUUAUCAUUUGCCGUGAUUACAUGGAGAAAUUCGUUAGUUUUGCAUUCCAUUGACAAGACAACGUCAUCGUUCAUCCAUAUCAUGCCGCCAGUCACCAUGUUUGUCAUGGUGCAUGAACUUCCUGAAGAAUAUGUGAAACAAAGAUAUCCGGGAAUAGCGGCCAUUGACAACUGGAACUUCAUGUCUGCGAUAAUCAUUACAUCUAUUUACUACACCAUUUGGCAAGUACUGUACCAUUAUUUCAUCUCCAUUCGUAAGAAGGACCAAAUUGAAAACGGGAAAGUGACCUCGUUCUCGUACUUGCGGAAAAAGAACCAAAAGACGAUUUUGGGGAAAUUUGUUAAUGGAUUGCCAUACCUCUGGAUGCAAACGCUUGCAUUCACGUUGAUUCAGUUUGGAUACCAGUUGUUGACCAUGAUGUUUUGUCCGAUUUGGUACAAGUACAAACAUGCCUGUGGGGCGUUUGUCACAUUUAUUUUCAUCUGGGCCGCAUACAAUGGUGCCACUUAUUAUAUUGAUAUCUUUGGCAAGAGAUUGGAAAAGGAAGUGGAGAAGUUGAAACGGGAGAUUGUCAGUUUGCAACAAGAGAAUGAAAAGUUGCAAUUUUCUCCCUUGGCUAAACCUCAGGUUCCUGAUGAUGACGUGAAGCCUUUGGGCGAAGUGAUGGGAUAGUAUAAGUAUAUAGAGUAUAGAAUACCACGAUGUUUUACGUACG
Molecule: messenger RNA, 1606 nt
Organism: Spathaspora passalidarum NRRL Y-27907
Lineage: Eukaryota; Fungi; Ascomycota; Pichiomycetes; Serinales; Debaryomycetaceae
Product: glycerophosphocholine acyltransferase
Exons: 1
Coding region: 190-1563 (457 amino acids)
Biological process (GO): phosphatidylcholine biosynthetic process
Source: RefSeq, a predicted model, not a curated record